CUAAAUGAUAUUCGCUGGAUUCAGAAAAUGUUCGAAAGUUUUGUACAUGAUUAUAAGAAGGGAUGGAUUAAGAACAGUAGAAACAAAACAAUGAUGGGGAUUGCGGAAAGCUGUUGCAUAGACUUUGCGGCGCAGAAGCAAACGUCAACUGAACGAGAGCUUCUGUUAAUUCGAAACCAUCCUAACAGAAUUCGACGCCGCUCAUCUGUUGUUCCAACGACCCCGCGUAUCAGAGAAAAUAAAAUGCUCGAAGAAUUGUGUGAUGUCUCAGGAAUCGAACCUGAUGUACCAGCCGAUAGAAUGGGCACGUCUGAUUUGACCACAUUAGUAAGAAGGUUAUCUCGUUACACGCCGGGUCCAGCUAAAACAAACUUGCAAAGUGGCAGCAGUGACGUGGCAACCUCUCCUACAUUUGCCGUAACAAACACACAUAAAAUAGAACCAUCGGCAACAGACGCAUCUUUAACUCGAAUUCUAAACAGUUUGAAAUAGAAGCGUGAAGAAGUUUUGAUGCAGAGUAAUUAAACAACACGACCGAUUUCAAUAUUUUUCAGAAUUACACAUCAAUCGAACCAAAAUACAAAUGUUCCCUUUCUCCG
Messenger RNA from Styela clava, 599 nucleotides. RefSeq lists its product as uncharacterized. The record is from RefSeq and is a predicted model, not a curated record. NCBI's taxonomy places the organism in Eukaryota, Metazoa, Chordata, Ascidiacea, Stolidobranchia, Styelidae.